CUGCUGCAGAAAGGCGGGUCUAAUCUACAGCGCCUAGGAAGAAGAAGACGGCCAUCUUCGUGAGGUCGCAGGCCUUUGUGAUGCCAAGACACUGUUCUGCUGUAGGUUGCAAGUCACGUGACACAAAAGACAUUAGGAAAUCUGGGAUCACUUUUCACAGAUUGCCAAAGAAGGGAAACCCUCGACGCACAACUUGGAUUAUCAACUCUCGCCGCAAAGACCCGGAGGGAAAAGGACAGUGGGACCCACAGAGCGGAUUCAUCUAUUUCUGCUCUCGACACUUCACCCCCGACAGCUUUGAACUCUCUGGUGUCAGUGGUUAUCGCAGACUGAAGGAUGAUGCGAUUCCCACUGAGUUUGAGAUUCAGCCUCACGAAAGAGGAAGUGCUGGUAAAUGCGCCACGAAACAGAGAGGCAGACCUCGAAAUGUGGACAAACAUAUCAGUGUCAACAACUCCACCUACGAGAACUCAGAAACCCAGGAGAUCUUCAACAAUGAGACCGCGGUGCAAAAAGUAGCAGAAAGUGAAUGUGAAAAUGGCAGUGAAGAGGACAGGCAUGCCCGGCCUGCACCAGAGGCUCCUCAGACCCCUGAAGAGUCGACUCUGGACGACCAGCCGCCUGACCCCACCUCUCCUCCACGGCCACCUUCUCCAUCGUGCUACAUGAGACGCCUCCCGCCUCCUCUCGGUUUUUACUUGCCCAAAGAGCACAACUACGCUCAGCUGUGCCCUCUAGUGUGGCGCAAGCGCUACGACAAAGCCAUCGACAGCUUAGAAAAAGCACUACGUCUUCUGAGCGCCGCCCGGCGCCGGGAGAACCGCCUGCGCCACGCACUGCUGCGCCUCCGGGAGAACCGACUAAGAAACACGUUGUUUCGCACACGAGACGGAGCCAAAGGAAAGGAGGCCAGAGGGGGCAGGUUGUCGAGCUGGGCUGCUCAAAAGGGACAAGGGGCGAAGGUGGACAGAGGUCUUGAGGGAUUGGAGGAGAGCGCAAGUGAUGAAAUAGACCUUUUAGCUGAAGGCUGGAACGGACAAGCACAGACGAAAGGAAAAGUGGCAGGGGAAGAAGAAGAGGGGUGCUGCUUUUACUGCGGGAGAGACAAUGAAGGAAACAAAGUAAGUGGAUACAAAGAAGCGCCCGUAGGACACGAGGAGCUUCAAGGGUCCCAUACCAGAAAUAAGCCCAAGAGAAUCCCGGAAAUCAAAAGGAAAGCCAAACCGCUCAAAGGGCAGAAGUCAGAAACUGAUGUGGCGCCUGUGGAGCAGCAGAGCUACUUUUUGUAUUACUGCGAGAGCGCGGAGAGCGAGGACGCCAUGCAGGUGGUCACCAUGGAGCUGCAAGCGCCGCAGCUGAGCAGCGAGGAGGAAACAUCUCUGGAGCUCCAAGAAGACCUCCAGCGCCUGGCUCUGCUGCACCCUCAGACCGAGCCCGUUCAGUACGCCGCAGCUCUGCAGGAGACGCCUGCGCCCUUCCAGCUGCAGCAGAUCCAAGUGCUUCAGCCGCAGCAAGGACUUCUCCCCGACCAGGACAAGAGCGACGCGGAGCAGGGGCAGCAGUUCUUCUGGGUGCAGGAAGGGGGCGACGAUCACGUCCUGCUGAUGCCCGUCCCUGCCGAGACCAGGGACGCUGAGACUGUGCAGCCUCAGGUGAUCCUGGAGAGAUACCAGUCGAAGGAGGCCGAGGAAAGGCUGGCCGUCAAGUGCGAUCCGGCGGUGUUAUCGUCUCCGGCGUGGGAAAACGGCCAGCUCGCGCAUCAGUCGGAGCUGAGGCCCGCGGCAGACGUCAGAGAGAGGCUGAAGGAACAUCUGGAGGGCUUUCAGCUUCAGCUGAGCAGCGAGUUUGUUGACUGAAACCAUCACAUUUUAAUGUUUUUUUUUAUUCUCCAACUACAGAACGCGCACUGACUCAGCAUCUUUUUGAUAUGAAGGCAAAUUAUUGUUAAAAUUGAAUAUGUGUAUUUUAUCCGGAAAGCCAAAAUGCAGUAAAACUCUAGUUAGUAAAAAUGUACAUGGGUUAGUAAAUUGGAUUUGCUGAAACAGAUUAAUGGCAUCACGGUUACUGUUCAAAAGUGCCAAAAUUACACAGUACAUCAGUUUGUAACUUGCUCUCUUAUUUUUCCCUGUCUGUUUACCCACAAACAUGGAUUACUGCAGAUGGGGGUUUGGAAGCAAUUCCCUCAGCCAUGAUGAUUACGUUUUUCUUUCAUAAAGAACAAAAAGAUAUUAA
This is a messenger RNA of Puntigrus tetrazona (Sumatra barb), 2232 nucleotides long. Its product is annotated as ras-related and estrogen-regulated growth inhibitor-like protein. The record is from RefSeq and is a predicted model, not a curated record. Gene Ontology annotation, cellular component: nucleus. The transcript has 5 exons. Gene Ontology annotation, molecular function: GTP binding; GTPase activity. Gene Ontology annotation, biological process: regulation of DNA-templated transcription. Lineage: Eukaryota; Metazoa; Chordata; Actinopteri; Cypriniformes; Cyprinidae. Bases 81 to 1856 code for a protein of 591 amino acids.